Molecule: messenger RNA, 1843 nt
Organism: Oldenlandia corymbosa var. corymbosa
Lineage: Eukaryota; Viridiplantae; Streptophyta; Magnoliopsida; Gentianales; Rubiaceae
Source: the annotation of a GenBank genome assembly
CCAAGACAAAUAGGACAAGAAUGCUUACUAAGAAAGCCGGAGCACGUUGCAAAGGUUCAACAAGAAAAGUUUUCAAAACAUGUGCAAUCUGGGAGAACAGUAGAUUGUGGCAUUUUUAAUAUCAAGCAGAUCGUAUUCUGAGGAUUAAAUUCAGGAUCUAACCAUUCUAAUGAGGUAAAAGAAUAUUUGUCAAUCUUUUCUUGCCUGAGAACUGAAGGAUUAAGAAGGCAAAAACAGAGGAAACAGAAUAUGGAGAAACAACACGAAUCGAAGCGGAAUCGAUUGGUGUUAGUUAUGUAUCCACUUCAAGGGCACAUGAAUCCGAUACUUGAUCUUGCUAGUGUUCUUCACUCCAGGGGGUUCUCCAUCACAGUUGCUCAUACCACUCUCAACCCUCCUGAUCCUGCCAGUUUCCCUGAUUUUACGUUCCUGCCGAUUUCGGAUGGAAUCUCAACCUGGGAUAUUUCCCCAUCGAAUCUUGUAAAUCUAGCAUACACCAUCAACAGAAACUGCGCAGCUCCGUUCAAGGGAUGCUUGAGUCAGAUCAUACAUCAGGAGGAACAACACGGGCGGGUUGUUUGCGUUAUCUAUGAUUUUCUCAUGCAUUUUGCGGAGACAGCGGCAAACGAAUUCAAUCUCCCGAGCAUCAUUUUCAGGACUAGUAACGCCGCCGCGUUGCUAGCCUUCUGUACCAUGGCUGAACUUAGUGCACAGGGCCAGGAUUUCAUCGCACGAGACUCUCCAUCAGAUGACUUAGUUCCAGGACUAUUCCCAUUAAGGUUCAAAGAUCUGCCUAUUUCCAGUAUGGGAAGCUUAGAGAAAUUCUCUCAACUCCUUGCAGUUGUAUGCAGCUCGAGAUCAUCAUCAGCAAUCAUUUUCAACACGACGGAUUGCCUGGAAAAUUUUCCAUUGACACAGCUACGGCGACACUAUCAGAUCCCUUUUUUCCACUUAGGCCCAUUGCACAGAAUGGCUCCUAAAAAACCAACCAAUUUAGUCAAGGACAAAAACAACUGCAUAAAAUGGUUGGAAAAGCAAGCUAGAAACUCUGUCAUUUAUGUCAGCUUGGGAAGCAUUGCCACCAUGGAUGAGAAAGAUCUAACCGAAAUGGCCUGGGGACUCGCGCUUAGCGAGCAACCAUUCCUGUGGGUUAUCCGGACUUGUGAGUCAGAGAAGAAACAAUUACCAGAAGGAUUCCAUGAACUUGUCGGAGAAAGAGGUUGCGUUGUAGAAUGGGCGCAUCAAAUAGAGGUAUUAUCGCACCCUGCGGUGGGAGCAUUUUUCACACAUUGCGGGUGGAACUCGACAUUGGAGAGUAUAUGUGAAGGAGUGCCAAUGAUAUGCAAGCCGUAUUUUGCAGACCAAACCGUAAAUGCAAGAUACCUGACUCAUGAAUGGGGCUUAGGCAUUGAAUUGGGAAAUGUCAUCCAGAGAACAGAGAUUGAAAAAGCUGUAAGACGAAUUCUAGUGGAAAAUGAAGGUGUAGAAAUGAGACAGAAAGCAAUCUCUCUCAGGGAACAAAUCAAGAAAUGCAUAAAGGAAGGUGGUUGUGCGAACAACUCUCUGAAUGAGUUUGUGCAGUUCUUAUCAUCCUUUUCAGAGCUCUAAAGGCUUUCCCGUUUUGUGAGGGGCGGAGAGGGACAUUUUUGUACAUAACCUUACCUUAAUAUAUGUUUCCAAACCACUAUUUCCGUCUUAUCGGCCGACCUUGCCGUCGGCGAAUUUUUCCAAAAAAAAACCUUAAAUCUUUUAAAAUAAUUUGGGAAGUUUUUUUAGUUUUUUUACAUGUAUUCAACUCUAUGAAUCUUCGGGGCCAAUUUGGUCACUGCUGGUAUACCAUCUC